Molecule: messenger RNA, 1518 nt
Organism: Guyanagaster necrorhizus
Lineage: Eukaryota; Fungi; Basidiomycota; Agaricomycetes; Agaricales; Physalacriaceae
Product: proline racemase
Exons: 3
Coding region: 204-1295 (363 amino acids)
Molecular function (GO): hydro-lyase activity
Source: RefSeq, a predicted model, not a curated record
GAGAAGAGAAGAGAACCAAUGGACGACGUAGCUCAGUUGAGAGCUCGAGGUAGUCUAGCUAUAUGGUUUCUUGUGUCCUGUGCGCACAGGAUGAGUACGAGCAAUACGAAAUGAGCCGACGUCGGUAGACUGGGACCAAUUUGCCAUAUCAAGCAUAUUGUCCUGAAAUCCCCAGCCUACGCAAGCUUUGUCUGAUCGCCAUCAUGGAUACAUUUAACUCUCUACUUUCGCGACAAAAUGUUAUCAUGACAGUGGAGAUGCAUACAUCAGGGGAGCCAACGCGAAUCGUCAUCUCCGGCUACCCACCUCUGCUUGGGACUACCCUCCUUGAAAAACGGCGCUACGCAAAGGAGCACCACGAUAACAUCCGACGACGGCUGAUGCUAGAACCCCGUGGGCACGCAGGGAUGUAUGGUGCCAUCCUCGUGCAGGAAACUGAGCUCACGAGAAGCGGCGAGGCAGAUAUUGGGGUCCUCUUUUGUCAUAAUGAGGGCUAUUCGACAAUGUGUGGCCAUGCAACGAUCGCACUGGGCCGUUUCCUCGUCGAUACGCGCGACUUGGAAAUGUUUCCUCGUCGUGACACGCUUAGAACAGUGAAUGGCACAACAGAACUGAGGAUCCACGCGCCCUGUGGGGUGAUACGUGUCAGUGUCCCCUUCAACUCCAAUGAGGUCACCUUCCUAGGCGCACCGAGUUUUGUGAGUAAGCGUGGGUUAUUGGUAGACAUCCCUCUGAAUGAGCGAGGGUGUAUAUCGAGAGAACAAGUGACAGUAGAUGUCGCGUAUGGAGGGGCAUUCUACGCGCUCGUCUCUGUGCAACAGCUUGGUGUAAAGGAUAAUAUCGCUGAGGCAGCGGCGGCAAUCGAGAGACUCGUCAACUUGAAGGCCACACAAGAGGAGAUAAUCAAGCACCCGACGGAACGCGAUCUCGAAUUCUUGUACGGAGUAAUUGUCACUGACAAGACGCAGGGGGGGCCGAGAGGAGAGUUGGGACUGUGUUUUUUUGCAGGUGGGCAAGUCGAUCGGAGCCCAACAGGGUCAGGCGUAAUGGCCAGGGUAGCCUUGGCUGUCGAGGAGGGGUGGUUAGGCAUCGGGACGGAUGAGUGGUGGAGAUAUGAGUCAGUGGUCAGUUUGCAGAAGGAUACGCUGGGCUUUCAAGGGUCUGCAAUGGAACUGCGGGAAGAGGGGAUCGUGGUUAAGGUUAAAGGCAAGGCGAACUAUACUGGAGCCAGUGCCUUCGUGUGUGAGGAGCAAGAUCCGCUGAAGGACGGCUUUGUCUUGAGUUUUCCUGAGUAGAUGCAAGGGAUGAAAUGGUCGAGUAAUGGUAGCGAUAGCAUUGGCAAUUAGAUCGAAUGGUCAGUCUCGCGAUGUUCAGCAAACAAAGAGCCUCGACUGAUUUCUGCAACAAAACAAAUCUUGGUUCUCCAGAGAACGAGUGUGUAAUUACACUUCAUCUUAAUACGUCCCCGUUUCACUCGUACCUUCCCCCAUGAUAGCGACUCCAGAAGAGCUAUGCAUG